Messenger RNA from Eurypyga helias (sunbittern), 930 nucleotides. It is a transcript of the gene E2F1, whose product is annotated as E2F transcription factor 1. Gene Ontology annotation, molecular function: protein dimerization activity; RNA polymerase II cis-regulatory region sequence-specific DNA binding; DNA-binding transcription factor activity, RNA polymerase II-specific. NCBI's taxonomy places the organism in Eukaryota, Metazoa, Chordata, Aves, Eurypygiformes, Eurypygidae. Gene Ontology annotation, cellular component: Rb-E2F complex. The transcript is spliced from 6 exons. The annotation marks the transcript as partial. The record is from RefSeq and is a predicted model, not a curated record. Gene Ontology annotation, biological process: regulation of transcription by RNA polymerase II; G1/S transition of mitotic cell cycle.
GUGAAGAGGAAGCUGAACUUGGAGACGGAUCACCAGUACAUAGCCGAGAGCCUGCCGGUGGGUCGGGGCAAGGCCAGGAACCCCGCUAAAGGGGCAAAGUCUCCCGGGGAGAAGUCCCGUUACGAAACCUCGCUGAACCUCACCACCAAACGCUUCCUGGAGCUGCUGAGCCAGUCGCCUGACGGUGUAGUGGACCUCAACUGGGCAGCCGAGGUCCUGAAGGUGCAGAAGAGACGCAUCUACGACAUCACCAAUGUCCUGGAGGGCAUCCAGCUCAUCACCAAGAAGUCCAAGAACAACAUCCAGUGGCUGUGGGUCCAGCUGCGCCUACUCACCGAGGACCCUGCCAACCAGCAUGCAGCCUACGUGACCUGCCAGGAUCUCCGCAGCAUUGUGGACCCCUCGGAGCAAAUGGUGAUGGUUAUCAAAGCCCCCCCGGAGACCCAGCUGCAGGUGUCAGACCCAGAGGAGGCUUUCCAAGUCUCCGUGCGAAGCACUCAGGGCCCCAUUGACGUCUUCCUCUGCCCCGAGGACAGCUCGGGGGUCUGUAGCCCUGUCAAGAGCCCCUUCAAAGCCUCCACAGAGGAGUCAUCCCCUGGCCACUCGCAGCCUAGAGCCUCCCCGCUCCUGCAUCCUGCCCAAGACAUGAACCUGCCGCUGCUGCCUGGAGAGCAAGAGACGCUGCUGCCAGGGACGAGCGCGCUGCCCAGCAAGUGCCCGGCAGAGGAGGUGAACCUCUCGCCACUGGCCUCCAUGGACGCCCUCCUGGAGCAGAACAGGGAGGAGGAUUUUUCGGGUUUCUUGGCGGACGAGUUCAUCAACCUGUCCCCACCGCAGGCGCAGGACUACCACUUCGGCCUGGAGGAGGGCGAGGGCAUCAGCGAGCUCUUCGACUGCGACUUUGGGGACUUAAUGCCCUUGGACUUCUGA